Chelonia mydas (Green sea turtle) is the source of this 8677-nucleotide messenger RNA. RefSeq names its product Kell metallo-endopeptidase (Kell blood group) (gene KEL). The transcript has 19 exons. The record is from RefSeq and is a predicted model, not a curated record. Gene Ontology annotation, molecular function: metalloendopeptidase activity. Lineage: Eukaryota; Metazoa; Chordata; Testudines; Cheloniidae. Gene Ontology annotation, biological process: protein processing. Bases 204 to 2432 code for a protein of 742 amino acids. Gene Ontology annotation, cellular component: plasma membrane.
UCUCUCGGCCUCCUGUUUUCUUUAAGGGUGUUUUUCAAAGCCCUUUUUCUCAUCUCCUCCUCCUCCGAGCACUCAGCCAAGGUGGGAAGGAGAGACUGUCUGUGAUCUGAACUGUGUUCUUUACCAGCUCUUGGGUAGGAGUAGGGCAUAAACAACCUAGCAGCAGCAGCAGUAACCAUACAGGGAGCAGGAGAGUCUCCACAAUGAAUGGCAUAAGGACGCCUCAGCAGGCCUGUGAGGAGGAUCCGAGAGAGGCUUCAAAGAAAGGAAGAUGGCUCCGGGGGAAGAGCCUGCUCCUGUGUGCUCUCAUGCUCAGCACUGUCCUUGGGUUUGCAUUGCUUCUUGCCUACACCAUCCUGACCGGUGGCCUGGGUACAAGACAUGACAGUCCUUCUCCUUUCCCUCACACCCGACCCACCAAACCUUGUGACACCGAGGAAUGUCUCACGCUCCUGGCCAGACUCCUGGAGGUGAGAAAUGCCACCAUAGACCCCUGUGAGGAUUUUUAUGGCUAUGCCUGUGGCAACUGGGAAGCCAACCACUUGCGCACGGAGACUAUGGAGUCAUCAAAUGUGUUUGAUGUCCUGCUGGAAGAAAACCAGCUGAUCCUGAAGAGGCUCUUAGAGGUUCCACAGCUCAGGGUUGAAGGCUCAGCCAAGGGAAAAGCCAUCCAGUUCUACCACUCCUGCAUGGAUACCCAACAGAUAGAAGCAGAAGGGGCUCAGCCCUUGAAGGAGCUCAUAAAUCAGGUUGGUGGCUGGAACUUCACAGGCCCCGGGAAACAAACCGAUUUUAACCAGACCCUGCAAACACUCAUGGGCAAAUACAACACUUUCCCCUUCUUCAGAGCAUAUGUGGGACCCAGCUCGUCUGACCCCAGCACCAAUAUUAUCCAGAUUGACCAUCCUGAGUUUGAGAUGCCACCAGAGAGUGACUACAAUGAAAAAGCAAAUUAUCCUGAGGUCCAACAGCCCUACUCAGCAAACCUUGGUCCAGGUUGUCCGUGUGUAUUUCUCAUACCUGAUGAAGCUGGGGACACUGUUGGGAGGGCCACAGAAUGUUACCUCCACCGUCAUCUCCUUCGCCUUGUCCUUCAUCUCCAACCUCCAAAAGGAGGUCACCCCACUGCAGGAACGGCAGGAGAGAAGGAUGCUCUUCUAUCACACCACUAUCAGGGAGCUGCAGGAAAAGGCACCCACAAUCGAUUGGCUGUCAUGCCUCCAGGCAGCCUUCCGUCCUGUGCAGUUGAACAUCUCCCAGCCAAUCGCAGUGCACGACAUGGAUUAUUUGAAAGGGUCCUACAGAUCUAUAUGAUCCUCUGCCUGGUUGGAAAUCUCUCCCCAGCCCUUGACAGCCGGUUCCAAGAUGCACGCAGGGAGCUGUUUGAAAAGCUGCAUGGAAAGACAGGGGAAUCUGGGAUGGUACUGGCCCAUCGCUGGAGGAAAUGCCUGAGUGACACCAGCACUUUCUUUGAGCCUGUCCUUGCGGAGAUGAUUGUGCAAGAGAUUUUCCCUCAAGAGACAAAGGAACUUGCUGAGAAGAUGUUCUCUCUGGUUCGAGAUGCCCUCCACAGUCGGCUGGAUCAGGUGGAGUGGAUGGAUGAGCAGACCCGACAAGAGGCCAAGGACAAGGUUUCUAAGCUUCAGGUGGAAAUUGGCUAUCCAGACAGCAUCCUCCAAACUGCUGAAAUGGACCAGGAAUUCCAGGAUCUGGAGAUACAUGACAAUACCUUUUUGCUCAAUGUGGUGGCCUGCCUGAAGGCUGUGAGGGAAAAUUUCUCCCUGAGGCUCCUUCAGCCCCAGCUGCAGGAUAAUUGGGAGGUCUUCCCUUGGUCUGUCCAUUCCUACUACUCAAUGAGGCGCCACACCGUGGUCUUCCCUGCGGGAAUGUUCCGCAGCCCCUUCUUCCACGCUGAGUUCCCCAGUGCUGUGAACUUUGGAGCCAUGGGAGUCAUCAUGGCACACGAGCUGCUUCAUGCGGUCUACGAUUAUGUGGUGCCUGAGAGCUGUCCUAGAUGCAACAGGGAUGCAUUAGUGCGGGGUACAGACUGCCUGGUGGAACAGUAUGAACGCUACUCUCUGCAGGGCCUGAGAAUCAAUGGCACUUUCACCCUGCUGGAGAAUGCAGCUGACACAGGAGGACUCGCCAUCGCUUACCAGGCCUAUAAGAACUGGCUGAAAAAGCACAAACAGGAGAGGAAUUUACCCAGGAGUGGACUCUCACACCAUCAGCUCUUCUACAUCAGCUUUGCCAAUGGGAUGUGUGGGCACCAGAGCCCUGAGAGACUGCGAGCCUUCCUGCACAGGGACCCGCACAGCCCCCCACCACUCCGUGUCCGCGGGCCCCUCAGCAACAGCCAGGACUUUGCCAGGCAUUUCCACUGCUCCAGCACAACACCAAUGAAUCCAGCCUUCAAGUGCCACAUCUGGUAAUCCACAUGGAGAAGGAGGGGGAGAAAGAGAGACAGGCAGAGGUAUGGAGACUGGAGCUUUGUAGAACUUUUCCCUGCUGAAGAAUGGCCUGCCCUCACGCAGAGACAUGCUGGAGCCUAACCAAUUCCUCCCCAUUCCUUCUUUCUCAUCCUUUUUCCCCGCCAACAGGUCGUGGUGGCAGAAGGUUCCAGUCUGGGUAGCAGGAGGGAAGAAAAGCUAAACAUAGCAGCCAGUACAGUGUGUGCUACUCCCCAACUGCUCCGCAUGCCCUGCCCCAGUUAGGCCAAACUUGCUCUUCAGAGUAUGGGGGCACAGGCUUGCAAGAUCAAUAGACAAGCUGCAAUCAUUAACAACUUGGGGGGAACCUCACAAGUCCCCAUGCACACCUCCCACCCAUGCCUCCCACCCGGACCACCAGGGAUAGAAGAAUCUGGUUCUCUCACUCUGAAAGCACAUUGGGGUGGGGGGGAGGGAGAGACAUGCUGGUUACUGCUUCCAGAUGGGAAGAUGAGACAUUUAAUUAAUGUACAUUGCUAAAAACCCCAGCUAGAUAUGUUAUGGCACACCUGUCUUAGCGCCCCCAAUAUGAGUGGGAUGGUCCUGGGAUUUUAUCUUAUUUUCUGCUACUUAGCCUAGUGUCCUGGAUCUGACCUGCCUAGCUCUUUGGGAUUGUUUUUUCCCCUGUUACUCUUACCUCUGACCACUAGGGGCCUGGCCCAGUGCCAGCUUGAAUGGAAAGCUCAGUUCCAUUAACUUCAUUGGACUUUGGAUCAAACCCUAGAUACCCCUCCUCCAAUGCAGCAGCUGCCUCUCUUUUCUGAUUGCUCCCCCUGCUGACUUCUGCCGAGAAGGAAUAGCAGCAGCAGUAGCAGCUAUGCUCAAGCUUUUUCACACUCAGAAGAAGGGGAAGAGCAUGCACUGGCUGAGGGAGAAGAAAGGCUGGAACGGUGGAACCCCUUCUGUGGAGAAGAGGAAGUGGGGAAGCAAUUCAUGGACAGGACAAGGAGUGGAAUCUCAGGAGUCAGUGAUGUAGAUACAAUGUUGCAAGUAAUGAAGUUCCACCGGAACCAUUGAGUUAUGGGGGACUUCCAGAUGGAAUGGCACUCUGGCACGUCACUUGGUCCAUAGGGUGGCAAUGUCGCUCAAACAACUUUGGCUCUUACCCCACUGGGGCCCAGGCCAGAUUUGAGCGGCAUUGUGACCCAGGUGACACCACUCAUCACUCAGAUUUGGUCUGCUGUGUGAUGUGGGGUGGACAAUGGGGUGAGAGGAACUGAAGGGCAGCCGCCAGCCAAGAUUAGGAGUUGCGUCCCUAGCCUGGGAUGGGAGCGGAGUGCUGAGUUGGGCACUGGUGAGUGGCCUGGAAAGUCCUGGGGGCCGGUGGAUGAGGGGUUGGGGGUGUGAGGUGUUGGUGUACUAUGGGGCAAAUGGGAGAGGUGGGGGGAGUUGUGGCGGACAACUGAAGAUGUGGGAGGUGGUGCGGUAGGAUGUGGGCCCAAUGCUGGACAUAAGCAACAUUUUAGAUUUUGGAAGGGAGCCCCUAACGUAGUCCUGCACCAGGGCCUCAUCGUGUACAGUCAGGAGGAAAUGGGGUCUGGGAGGAUGUUAUCCCUCCCGACCCCCACAAGGUGUUAGAGAUUCCUACUCGUUGCCCCCAGUCACUCCAUAUGAAGAUAACAGACAAGUCUUGUUCCCUCUCACAAAAAGGCAUCGGGUUAGGGUGACCAUAUAUCCCAUUUUGGCCGGGACAGUCUCUUUUUUUAAGCCCUGUCCUGGCUGUCCCGAUUUUUUUUGGCAAAACUGGGCAUUUGUCCCAUUGCUCUUGUCAACUGAUCGGUUAGCAAGAGGAAACUGUACACAUGCUCAGUUUUUCCAAAAAGGUUGAGUGCAAACCUUAGCGGGGCAUGGAGGAACAUGUGUGUGCGGGCGAGCAGCAAUGCCAGCCCUUUGCAGGAGGAGGGCUUGGGAGAGCGGCUCGGGCUGGACCAGCCCUCCACAGGUGGGUGGCAGGGAGUCUCGGGCUGGCUCCACACAGGAAGGCAGGAGGGGGUGGAACAGCUCAGUGGUUUGAGCAUUGGCCUGCUAAACCCAGGGUUGUGAGUUCAAUCCUUGAGGGGGCCGUUUAGGGAUCUGGGGCAAAAAUUGGAGAUUGGUCCUGCUUUGAGGGGGUUGGACUAGAUGAUCUCCUAAGGUCCCUUCCAACCCUGAUAUUCUGUGGUGCCUUGGGCUGGCCCCAUAUGGUGUCCCAUGUUCCCUUUGGGAAAAUAUCGUCACCCUACAUCAACUUAGCUAGGGCCUGGGCCUGUUUAAGGAAAGGUUGGGAUGGUAGGGGAUGGUUUCCAGGGUUUAUGGGAGCCUCCAGAGUCAGACUAACCAUCCAGAUUUUAGAAUGCUUCUCCAAAUACCAAACUGCUUUUCAGGAAUUUUUGCUAUCCAGAUAGGGGAGUUUUGCUGCUGUUAUGUUUUUGUGACCUAGUAUCGUUGUAACCAAAUGUCCUGUAGUAAUGCAGUGUAGGGGAGGCAAAGAGUGAAAGAUGUAGUGGAUUUCAGGAGCAGCAAGAAAACUGGCAUUUAAGAAUGUUUCUGUGUUACUAAGAACAGCCUGAAAACUAUCAAUUUGGAGGCCCUGAUAAUUAGACCUAUAUUUAAAAAAACAAAAAACCUAAAUUCACUAGAAUUGGUGAACACACCCCUCCUGCAGCUCACGGAUGCCUGGUUUCUUUGUAAAGCUAUCUCUGGGAAAUUUUUUAAAUGGUGGGAGCUGGUUUACUCUGACCAUUAUACAGUAACUCCUCACUUAAUGUUGUAGUUAUGUUCCUGAAAAAUGCAACUUUAAGUGAAAUGAUGUUAAACGAAUCCAAUUUUCCCAUAAGAUUUAAUGUAAAUGCGGGGGGUUAGGUUCCAAGGAAAUUUUCUGGGGGCAGACAAAAGGCAUUAGAUACUGUACAGUACUGUACUGUACUGUGGUUGGGAAGUGCCCCUGGCUUACCCCACACAGGCAGAGCCCGCUGCAGGCAAGGACACUAGGAAGCACCUUCGCAGCAGCAGCAGAAGCUUCCCCCCUGAAGAACAGGCUCUGACUUUGCCGGGGAAUGCUCCAGGCCCUCCUCUUUCCAUCCCCGCUCCACUCCAGGCCCACCUCUUCCCACCCACAAUCCACCUCCUCUCUGGAGCACACCGCAUCCCUGCUCCUUCCCCCCUCCCAGAAAGUCCUAACAGCUGUUUGGCAGUGCUUAGGACUUUCUGGGAGGUAGGGGGAGGAGCGGAGAAGAGGAAUCUGUUCAGUGAGGAACAGCUGUUUGGUGGCAGAGGAAGCGCUGGGAGGGAGGGGGAGGAGGCAGAGAAGAGGAACUUGUGCAAUGCUCCCUUGUAAAGUUGCUGCUCUUCCACAGAACCUUACAAGCAGUGGACAGAGCAGGCAGCCAAACCUGUUAUAAGAAAACAUUGCACAACUUUAAACGAGCAUGUUCCCUAAUGGAGCAGUGACGUAACUUCGAAACAACAUUAAGCGGGAGGACAUUAAGUGAGGACUUACUGUAUUACCAGUGUGGUGAUUCUUUGGGAGUAGAUACUGGUAUUGGGAAUGAGCAUCAAAAUUAAAGCUGGAAAAGACCUAUUAAUUGUCUUAUCACUGUGACAAUUAGCAAGGGUUGUGGAGGAUUCUCAGUCUUUGGCAAUUUUUAAAUUAAGACUGGAUGUUGCUCUAAAAAAACAGGAAUUAUUGGGGGAAGUUCUAUGGCCUGUUAAUACAGGAGGUCAGACUAGAUUGUCACAAUCAUCCCUUCUGGCCUGGGAAUCUAUGAAUCCAGUGCCAGCCAGGGUAGGCCAACACAGUAUAUUCUUCAGCAGCACUUCUUUUGAAAGACUAUUCCACUGUUCUGUUCUCACUGAUUAAAGCCAAAGAGAAUGUACAUGAAUAAAAGGUUCCUUAUCUGUGUUGUUAUUAAUAACACUUUUGACUGAAAAAUUAUAAUUGAAAUAAUCUUAAAAUAUUAAAUGUACUAUUUACUAUUAAUGCUGAUUGAUUCAUUUUUGAAUUUCACUCAGUAUGAGAGAAUGAAAAUAGACUGCUGAAUUUCACUUUUUUUCUGUCAGUUUUAUUUUCCAGCUCUCAAGCACUAGGUCAUUGCUGUAAUAUCAGAGUUACAAAUGCUGCAGGAGAAUGUUUAAAUCCAAACAAAAAUCUGUAUUCCUUGGAGUGAACAAAGAAAAUCAUAGAAACAUUUCUACUAGUCUUGAGAAAAUGGUGUAUAUCAAACUCACAGUUUGAUAUAAGUAAUAGCACAUAUGCUGGUGAUUUCCAUACAUAGAUCUCAAAGCACUAUACAAAGAGGGUUAGAUAUCAUUAUCUUUAUUUUACAGAUAGGGAAACUGAGGCACAGAUACACUAAUGACUUAACCAUUAUCGCACAGCAGGUCAGUGGCAGAGAUGAGAGAAUAAACCAUAGGUGAAAUCCUGGCUCCCUUGAAGUCAUUGACAAAACUCCCUUAUGAUAUUAAUACGGCUGGAUUUCACCCCAGGCCUUCCAACUCUUACCCCUAUGCGUUAUCCACUGCAUCACACUGACUCCCUUUAAAAAAACCAACCUAAUAUUACAUAUUUAAGAUUACUUCCAAUGAGAAACAAAUGUGGAUUUCUGGGGUUUUUCUUUUCUUUUAUUUGUUUGCUUCCUGAAUGUGUUGGCAUUCCCCCCCGCCAAUAUUUUUUCUUUUUUUUUUACAUUGGAAAUUCAGGUCUUGUCAGCCAUGCUUUUCUUGGAAGCCUGUUGGACUACCAGAGAGCUAGGAUCUUUAUGACAUCAGAGAAAUCAUGCAAAUGAAACCUGAUUCAUUGAGAUGGAAAGAGAUUUUUUUCUACUCGAACUGUUUAAAACCAUUUGUUUGGUUGUUGGUGGUGAUGCUUUUGUUUUUUAAACAUCUGUUUAACAAACUCAAAUACCUGAAUAAUCAGUGUGAAGCAAAGCUCUUGUAAAUAGGGCAUACCUUGCCCUUCAAGUAUGGGCUGUGAGAUCUGAGAAUCUACAUAUCCAUGUCUUCCAAGAAAGACCUCCAGCAAAACAGGAAAAACAAGAUUUAUUUUCCUUUUAUUUCUAAGGUUAAAAAAAGAAAAGAAGGUGGUGAAUACCUUACAGCUUAACUAACAUGGAGUUAUUCAGGGACAGCUAUUAUUGAAUAACUCCAUGUGUUGACACACCCUUACUUGGAUUGUAAACUCUUUAGGUAGGGCUCCCUUUUUGUUCUGUAUCUGUACAGUGCCUAGCAAUGGAGUCCAGGUUCAUGACUGGGGUGCUACCUUAACAAAUCCUGUUAGGCCUUUUUUGUCCCUCACAAAGAAGAGCACAAGCCAAAUGUUGCUAUCCUUUGCAGAUCACUCUUAAAGUGUUUACUGAUUCCCACACCGGAACUUUUCCUCUUUGUUCAAUUUUGUUCCACUAAUUCCUAGUUCAGUCACCUCAAGCAAGACUCCCUGAAAAAUACUCCUCUUUCCUUUGCAUUUAUUUCCUUCAGAUACUACAGCCUGACCUAAUGAAUUGUGAGCAAUAUAUACUGAGAAUGAUUCAGCUCAUUUUGACUCACUCCAUUGUACUUGGGUUGCAUGUCUCCUUCUUUGCUUCUUUACAAGAAGGCUUUAUAAAGAAAACCUUUACAAAAAAUAAGGCUUUCUUUUCUGGUUGGUGUUUGCUUUAGAAAGAUCAGCCUGAUCUUUCAUGUUUUUUCCAGACGACUUCUUAUGGGGUGUCAUAAUACCUGUAUUGUGAGCUUCCAUAGCUCAGCUGAAGGGGUAGACAUCCUUUGUCCAAACUGUUCAUUCAUUGGAUUUUAAUAAAAACAAAGAGUUCUGAACAAUCUAUAAACCUUUCCUGUCACAAUUGCUCAGACUUCAGUCUCUGUUGACUCUAGUAAUGUCAUCUUUUCCCUACUUAUCCAAUUUCUGUAAAGUCUUUUAGGAUGGACAAGACCUGAAUUUCUAAUAUAAAAAAAAAAAAAAAGAAGGAAAAUAAAUUAAUAAAUCCUUCCCAGGCCAGCAAAAGUUGGCACAAGCCCAAUUUUUAAAAAUCCUUUGCAGGUCAAUUUUAAUAUUUCUCAUAUGCUUUCUAUUGGCUAUUUUGGUGAUUUUUUUUAUAAUUGGUAUCUCAAAGUGUAUUUAGUUAUUUUACUCAUAAUUUUCAUCAUCAAAAAAAGAUUGUGUUAUGUCCCCAACAAACCUAUUCUUUAUUAUUUAAACUGAUUCUUACAGUAAUCUA